This is a messenger RNA of Xenopus laevis (African clawed frog), 7483 nucleotides long. It is a transcript of the gene kcnh4.L, whose product is annotated as potassium channel, voltage gated eag related subfamily H, member 4 L homeolog. NCBI's taxonomy places the organism in Eukaryota, Metazoa, Chordata, Amphibia, Anura, Pipidae. The coding region runs from base 260 to 3505 and encodes 1081 amino acids. Gene Ontology annotation, molecular function: voltage-gated potassium channel activity; monoatomic ion channel activity. Gene Ontology annotation, cellular component: membrane; plasma membrane. The transcript is spliced from 16 exons. Gene Ontology annotation, biological process: monoatomic ion transport; potassium ion transmembrane transport; potassium ion transport. The record is from RefSeq and is a predicted model, not a curated record.
CCCGAGGAGGAGGGCGGAGAGUCAGCGGAGAGAAUGAAAUGAAACAAUCGGUCUGAUCGCCGGGACAAUGAUCAGAAGCGACUGAGCGGCGGACGCGAUGCCUCAACUCACGAACUGCGGCUCAAUCGUGCGACUCGGGGGUCGGAGCCGGACUUGUCUCUGUCACUUUGUCUCAUUGUCUCAGCGCUGAUGCCGAACCCCCGGCACUUUCCUGCCCACGGGAGCCCCAACUGUCACUUCCAUCAUCAUCAUCAUCACCAUGCCCGUCAUGAAAGGGUUACUCGCCCCGCAGAAUACUUUCCUGGACACAAUCGCCACCAGAUUCGAUGGGACACACAGCAACUUUCUGCUGGCCAAUGCCCAGGUGCACCACGGCUUUCCCAUUGUCUACUGCUCCGAUGGCUUUUGUGAUCUCACAGGCUUUGGCCGGACGGAGGUCAUGCAGAAGAAUUGCACCUGUCGCUUUCUGUACGGAGUGGAGACCAGCGACAACGUCAUCCAAGACAUCGAAAGGGCCCUGGAAGAGAAGCAGGAAUACCAGGCGGAAGUCUGUCUCUACAAGAAGGAUGCAAAUCUUUUCUGGUGCCAGCUGGAUAUUGUGCCCAUCAAGAAUGAGAAGGGAGAGAUGGUCCUGUUCUUGUUCUCAUUUAAGGACACUACGGAGAUCAGAAUGCGGAUGCAAUACAGCGACAAGAAGGAAGAGAAACACAAGAAUCGGCGCCCUGGUUCUUCUCACUUCAGGGCAUCAAGGAGACAAAGCAGGACCAUGUUGUGCCAGAUGUCAGGCCAAGUUACUGGCAGGAACAAGAGUGACCUUAAACUCAAUAGUAACCUGUUAGACAACAAGACUUCCCUGCCCGAAUACAAAGUAGCCUCUGCUGAGAAGCCUCGCUUCAUCCUUCUCCAUUACAGCAUCUUCAAAGCCCUCUGGGACUGGCUCAUCCUAUUGGCCACUUUCUAUGUGGCCGUCACUGUCCCUUAUAACGUUUGCUUCACGGGGCACGACGACAGCGUUUCUGCGGCUCGUAGCACCAUCGUCAGCGACAUUGCAGUGGAAAUGCUCUUUAUCUUAGAUAUCAUCUUGAAUUUUCGGACCACCUAUGUGAGUCAUUCUGGGCAGGUGGUGUAUGAAACUCGCUCUAUCUGCAUCCACUAUCUGGCCACUUGGUUCUUUGUAGACCUCCUUGCAGCUUUGCCUUUUGACCUUCUCUAUGCAUUCAACGUCACGGUGACGUCUCUGGUCCAUCUACUAAAGACCAUCAGGUUGUUGAGGCUGCUGAGGCUGCUGCAGAAGUUGGACCGCUAUUCUCAAUACAGUGCCAUGGUGCUAACUCUUCUAAUGUCCAUGUUUGCCCUCCUCGCUCACUGGAUGGCGUGCGUCUGGUAUGUCAUUGGCCGCAAGGAGAUGGAAAGUAAUGACCCCGUCACCUGGGACAUUGGUUGGCUGCAUGAGCUUGGGAAGAGACUUGAAGCCCCCUAUAUAAACAACUCCCUGGGCGGACCAUCCAUACGAAGUACUUAUAUUGCGUCCCUCUACUUUACCCUCAGCAGCUUGACCAGUGUUGGUUUUGGGAAUGUGUGCGCCAAUACCGAUGCUGAAAAGAUAUUCUCCAUAUGCACCAUGCUUAUUGGAGCUCUCAUGCACGCCGUGGUAUUUGGUAACGUGACGGCCAUUAUCCAGCGCAUGUACUCACGCCGUUCCCUCUAUCACACCCGCAUGAAGGACCUCAAGGACUUUAUCCGUGUUCACCGGCUGCCACAGCAGCUUAAGCAGCGCAUGUUGGAAUACUUUCAGACAACCUGGUCUGUCAACAAUGGUAUUGAUGCUAACGAGCUUCUGAAAGACUUCCCGGACGAGUUGCGUGCUGAUAUCGCUAUGCACCUGAACAAGGACAUAUUGCAGCUUCCCGUGUUUGAGACUGCAAGUCGUGGUUGCCUGCGGGCCCUCUCGCUGCUCAUAAAGACCUCCUUUUGCGCGCCAGGGGAAUACCUUCUCAGGCAGGGAGAUGCUCUCCAAGCCAAUUACUUUGUCUGCUCAGGGUCUCUAGAAGUCUUGAAGGACGACAUGGUGUUGGCCAUUCUUGGUAAAGGAGAUCUGAUUGGUGCCGAUCUGUCCAACAAGGACCAGGUCAUUAAAACAAAUGCUGACGUGAAAGCUCUGACAUAUUGUGACCUGCAGUACCUCAGUCUUCGAGGACUUCUGGAAGUUUUGGAACUUUAUCCUGAAUAUUGCAACAAAUUCAUGGCAGAUAUCCACCAUGACCUGACCUUUAAUCUGCGAGAGGGCAGUGAGACAAAUGGUUGUUACAGAGUCUCUCGCUCCCCACGUCUAUCUCAGCCUCGUCCUGAAUCUGGUGCCACUCCGGACAAGAAACUGUCGUCGAUCUUGGAAGAUAGUGAUGAGACCGAUGAUUUCUUCCGUCAUUCACCUGCCACCAUGAACCGCAGAAAACUGCUUCUCCCCAGCCUUAACAGCCCUAUUCGGAGGGGCUCCCUCAGCAGUCUCCUUGGCGAUGACUUGCGACAGUUUCACGCCUACAGGCGCAACUGCCGCUCACCAGCCCGAAGCAGCCAGGGCAGAAGCCCCUCUCCCCAGUGCCGCAAAGCAGAGAGAGUGACUGACACAGAGGCCUCACGGAAGCCGGCCAACCUUCUCAUCCCUGCCGUAAACACAUACGCUCCCCCAAAUUUAAGCCCUCGGGUGGUGGAUGGAAUAGAGGACAGCGGAGGGGGAUCUGAGAGCCAGACUUUUCAAUUCAACGUAGACAACCCUCGAGCGAGAUCUCCCACCAGACAGUCUCUGGGCGCAGGGAUAAAUGUGAUGAAUCCACUCUUGGCCACCGAAGCAGAAGAAAUCAAGCAAAACAUCUGCAAACUGAACCUAGAGAUAAACAAUCUGAACCAAGAAGUGUCCCAGCUGAGCAAGGAGCUUCAGCACAUGAUGCAUUUACUCCAAACCCUUCUGGCUGCCCAGCAGUACAAUUGCGCCAUCGGAUGUCCAUACACAGUUCAAGUGUUGUCCACUCCACCAUCGGCUCAUCUGGGUUUCAAUGAUCAGCAGGCAAGAUCUGGCUACAACGCAGCCCACCCUGUGCAUCUCGUACAGGAAUCCCCAAUGCAGAGAACAGUGGGACAUGCACCGUUUCCUUCUGACAUUGGAUACACCCAAAUCCAUUUUGUCUCUCCAGACGCUUGCCCAAGGCCAUUAGACCCAGAGAAUUUCUACUCUUCAAGGGACUGGGGCUACAUUCCUACUAACACACUUUGUACAACUGGGACACCUUUGUCUCAUGAAGAAAUGGAAAGGGCCAGGUUACUACAAUACACAGAAGAAGUGACACCCAUUCAACAGACUUCUUGUUACGGUUCUCCAGCCUCAGGACCUCCCGUCAUUGGUCACUUACCUAUGACCUCUAUGAGUUCUGUACAUUCCUUCACUGACGGCCCAAAUGAAAACAGCUCCCCCCAGACAACUUCCAGCAGUGACCCUAGAACUCCGACCUGACUUGGCACAACUAAUAGCAGAAGCAUCUGUGAUUGGGAGUUGAGGGUGCUAUGCUGAUAGUAUAGGAGUAGAACCUCAGUGGAAUGUAGUCUUUACUGAAGCACAAGAAACCAAACCAAUAUUUCUGUAGAAGGUUUCAUUUCUAGCUGCAUGUUAGACUAGAUAUCUUAGAAUACCAGGACUUUUCUGAAUCCAACACACAAGGCUCAGCAGAUAAGAAGUUCUGCUAAUUAGUCCCGAAAGCGUAAAGUCAUUGUCUCAGCACAGUCGUCUCAUGAUCAAAGAGCAAACCCACGUUUUCAAAAAAUAUCUUUCAAUGUGUUUUAUACGGAGAGGCAGAGCUUCAUAGCUACCACAAUGUUGUUCUCUAAUAAGGUCUAUUUAUCAACCCUUGUCAGGAAAGACCGUUAUGUCCACCCUACAAACUAGAAACUGCUCUGCUCGUAGAAUCUAUACAGGCCCAAUGGGUUCUACAAAAGCCAGGCAGAUACUGGAACAUACUGAAAGGAUUUGAUUUUUGGGGGCAGAUUUAGCAAAAACAACCAACUUGUUAGAUGUAUUUACCAUUUAUGCACAAAUACUAAUUUGUAUGUACCAUGGGUCAAAAGGGAAGGGGGCAGAAGCCUUUUUUAAGUAUAUACUGUACGGAUGGAGGUUCACUUCAUAUGAGGAACCUAGACAAGGCUUGACAAUCAAUUGAGUCAUUAUGUUACAUCACCCCCAGUACUGAGGACUAAGAGGAGGGAAAACUGUACAAGUAAAGAUCCUGUAAAAUGUGUUUUCCCAUCUUGUAUAGAGAAGUCGCCGGUGCAGAUGUGCGUGUGAAAACAGCUAUGCAAACAGAGCCACUAGGGUUGCUCCAAAUCCAGGAUUCGGUUUUGACCCUUUUCAGUAGGAUUAUGUCUUUAUUCUCAUCCAUGUGCCCUGAAAGUUGACAGGAGAAUGCAAAAACCGGAGGGGGGGGGAUUCUUUUUUAUUUAAUUAACUGGUCCACUGGCCACCUCUGAAUGAAACAUCAAGAGCUCACAGUCAGCUUGGGAAGAAUGAACGAGACCUCAUAAAGAAAUGAUGUUCAUUAGAGAAGAAUUACUAAUUUAGCUUAAACUUGAAUCUCAUUCAUUUAUUAUGAGCGGAGUGCCAUUGGCCGUACUGGCUCUGCCUCGUCUCCAGCAUUCAAGCCAAUAAUAAACAUACAAACGUCACAACUUGAUGCCAUUUAACUGCAAUAUUAAAAAUCGGACAACUUGGAGUAUUUCCCCCAUGUUAAGUGAGUGCAGGCGUCUCAGUCUGCAAACAGGGCACUAUAUUUGGCAGCUACAACUUUAUUUUUUCGAAUGGAGAAGGAAAUGUAUAUUUGUUCUCCCAUUGCCUUGAUUCUGUAUAGGUGUUCCUGCCUCAUCUUGCAAUUUAAAGGGGUAGUUCACCUUAAAAUGACGGUCCCUUCUCAAUAAUAUCAUUGCAAUGGGUACAAUAGACUUCCCCCACCAUAGCUAUAGACUGACGCUGGCCAUUCUCCAGGUGGGACAAUCACAGUACUAGUAUUAAAAGUACCAUGGCAAGGUAGGCUUUACCUGGAGCCAGCGCCCCACUAUCAGCAGACUAACUUGCUACACACGUGGGACCCAAAUAUUAUGUCUUCUAACAGUGGGGCAUCAUGGCUGUCAGUGGCUCCAGAUAAAGCCUAAUGAAAUCCCAGCUGUCAUACCCAACUGUCCUGCCCUCUCUACUGGCUCUCCAGCGUGGGAAGCCUGUUGGGACAAUAGGUGCCCUUUAAUUUAGGAGCCAUAUUAAGAGAAUAAGAAGCCCAUUUAAUCAUCAUCAAAAAUUGACACAAGUCUGAACUCACAAAGAAAGAUGUGCUUGGCCUACACUAAAUCAAAAAGCUGAUCUAAAUUACCUUCUGCAUCUCAUGCAGAGGUGAAUUUAAGUAGCCAUGAUUGAUUUAAUAUUCGUUCCUUGUCUACCUCCAAAUGGAAGUACAAUGAAUGAGAUUCUCUUACUUAAUUAUUUAGGUCAAGGACAGAGUCAUUUUAACGUCCAACAUUUUAGCACAUGAUCAAGGAAAAAUAUUCAUCAUUGGCCUCGUUAUUUCCAAAGCCAUGAGAACGUUCAACGAUUCCGAAUGAGUGGCUCAAGCCAGCAGUCUCUACAUGAAUACAACACACAGGCACGGAUGUGUAAUACGUUGUGGACACUUGUGAGGAGGGUGCAGCUUAUUGUUAUGCCUUACUGCAUGUUUUAGACAAAAGUCAAUGUAAUGUUAUGACCAUUUGAUGGACCGCAUGGGCCAUGCCUUUGUAACAAUGCGUUUUCCGGCCUUGCACAUAAUGUCUGUUGAAUUCCUAGUUUUCCAGUGAUCUUUGGAGAAUUACCGUUCAAUUUACUAAUAUUUUUCUACGAAUAGUGGUUUCCCAGACUGCUGAACUGACUAGCACACAUUUGUUUGGCUUCUUUCUUCCAGAACAUUUAAUAAGAAAGUUUUGGUGUACCCUAUACUUGAAGGGGUCUACUUUAUAUGGGUAGAAAUAUAAAUGACACUGCACCUAUGAUAUCUAAUUAUUAGAUAAAUUAUGAGAUACUGUAGGGUCUGACAGGGGUAAAGGCAGAAAUCCUGGUGAGCCACACCACGCUGGGCUUGUCCAUCUACAUAGCAUUUUGCUUGAUUUAUCCAUUCCCAUGACCUGCCCUAUCACAAACUUCUUGACCAUCAAUGAGAUAUUUGCCCUGCAAACCCUCUCUAGGUAGUUCUGAUGAUUACAACCAACUUAUCUUUAUAGACUUUGUGAAAUAACAAAGCAAGAGAGUAGGCUUCCCUAUAAAAGCCAUGCACAAAUCUGAAGAGGUCCAAGUGCAAGGAGGAAUUGGCAGUUUCACAUGCUCUCAUGUUUUAGCUUUGCCAUUGAAAUAGAUCGUGGCCCUAGAAGAAACCUACUGGUGCCCCUUGGAGAUAAGAUAAACCCUCUCCCAUUAGUGCCGCUGCUGCUACAUAGCAUUCCUUCUUUAGCUGCCAUGGUAACACCAUUGUUACAUUAUUUAAGCCCAGGAAAAACCACAAUUGGAAACCUCUUAGAACUAAUGUGCUCAUGAAGCACCCGCUGGAGUGGAAGUGGCCUCUCUUAAGUGGUGCUUUAUGUAUGGCCAACAUGUUUGCAUGGUGUUACCAAGGCUUUCAUCUUCUUCAUGUUACAGGGAUUCACCAAACCUUGAUUCUCCCAAAUACACAAAACAUUGGCCAAGUAACAAACCCCUAAUUUCUAUAUUUAAAUAGGGUCCAAAUCCCAAAAAAAUGCAUCACCCUCCAUUAUCCAGUUCUUUUAUCCCUCUCUGUGCUGUACUCUUGCCUUAACACAUGAAACCAGCAUGGUGGCACCUCAUUUCAUCUGGCACAUAAAAGGGUUCAAACCAUAGGAUUGGGUGGGAGCCAGUGCAUUUGUAGUCUUGUCCAACCCCAUUGGCUGCACCUCCUUUGCCCCAUUAGACCUAAAAUUGUCUGAAAAUAAAUGACUUGUUGGAAUGUAUUUGAGGAGCUGUGCCAAAAUCUCUCUGCGGCUAUUUGUGGGCUCUGCUUCCUUGUCAUCUCAUUGACUUGGACCAUAAAGUAGGUACAAUUCCAAAAUGAAACCACAUUCACUUUAUAUGAGCUUUUUCUUUUUCUGCUUCUUCUUCUUCUUGCAUGUGAUUGUAAAUCAAAAAGGCAACUAGUUUAGGAAUCUGCCGGUUAGGUUUUGGUAGAUCAAGGCUACAUUAAAUUAAAAAAUAUAUAUAUAUAUAUAUCAGAUAUUUAGACGAAUAAGUGAGAUUGCUACUCAGAAUAUAACUAUGUAACCCUGUUGAAUGCUGAAUGGGGCAAAGGAAGAGUUAAUAUUGGCUGGAUUUCAGCAAACGGCGAUUAAGAAUGUAACAUUUAUGACGUGCCUCUUAUUUAUUCGCAUGUGCUUUUAUAUCAAAUCUCAAAUAAAUUCUAUUUUUACACUAAAA